ACUUAUUAAAUAGAUAUCUAUAGAGUUAUCUUCUAACAACCCUGCUUCAGUUUAACAGACAAUAUAUCAAGCAAUCAUGAGUGAAGUUGAAGAGACUAUCAAGCGCAUCCAGCAGCACAAGGGCGUCGAGGGAGUCAUCGUCUGCAGCCACGAUGGUAUCCCGAUUCGGUCUAAUUUGGAGAGUGGUCUGACCAACCACUACACCCACUUCGAGCACAGUCUGGUCGACAAGUGCAGAAGUAUGUUGAGGGAGAUCGACCCCUCCAACGACCUCACCUUCAUCCGUAUCCGCAGCAAGAAGAACGAAAUACUCAUCGCCCCAGACAAAGACUACAGUUUGGUGGUAAUUCAGAACCCAACAGCAGAAUAAACUUCAAAACCAGUUCAAAACUAGAAAUGCCUUCCAAAUCAGAAUGAAAAAAAAAGAAGAGCUAUGUUUGAUAUGAACUCAUACCAGCAUAAUCGCACUAAACUCACCUUUAUGUUAACUUAGUAAUUCUGUGGGAACAUCUCUUCGAGAAGAGUGUAAAUAUUAAAUUUGUGAUAUGUUCUCUUCGUUAUGUGAAUAAAUUUAGAAUAACAAUUUCAUUGAAA
Symsagittifera roscoffensis is the source of this 594-nucleotide messenger RNA. Its product is annotated as dynein light chain roadblock-type 1-like. The coding region runs from base 77 to 370 and encodes 97 amino acids. Gene Ontology annotation, cellular component: cytoplasm; cytoplasmic dynein complex. Lineage: Eukaryota; Metazoa; Xenacoelomorpha; Acoela; Convolutidae. The record is from RefSeq and is a predicted model, not a curated record. Gene Ontology annotation, biological process: microtubule-based movement. Gene Ontology annotation, molecular function: dynein intermediate chain binding. The transcript has 5 exons.